Molecule: messenger RNA, 1248 nt
Organism: Purpureocillium lilacinum
Lineage: Eukaryota; Fungi; Ascomycota; Sordariomycetes; Hypocreales; Ophiocordycipitaceae
Cellular component (GO): U2-type prespliceosome; nuclear speck; U2AF complex
Molecular function (GO): poly-pyrimidine tract binding; pre-mRNA 3'-splice site binding
Source: RefSeq, a predicted model, not a curated record
AUGAGUCCCAUGAAGCGGGAGCCAACGCCGGACUUGACGAACGUCGUACCUGUCUUGGAGCGCAAGAGACGCCUGACGCAGUGGGACAUAAAGCCGCCCGGUUAUGAGAUGGUUACGGCCGAGCAAGCCAAGCUAUCCGGCAUGUUCCCCCUGCCCGGCGCUCCCCGACAACAGCCCAUGGACCCGUCGAAGCUCCAGGCCAUGAUGAACCAGCCCGGCAGCCAAGUAACGAGCGCUGGCUUGAAAGCAAGCAAUUCCCGCCAGUCCAAGCGCCUUAUCGUUUCCAACUUUGCCCCCGCGACCACUGAGGAAAAUCUCACUUCCUUCUUCAACCUCCAGAUGAACGGGCUGAAUGUCGUGGAGAACCAUGAUCCCUGCGUUGGCUGCCAGCUUUCCAGCUCCGGCGCAUUUGCUGUUUUGGACUUCAAGGAUGCCUCCGACGCCACUGUUGCGCUUGCUUUUGAUGGCAUCUCAAUGGAGGCGAAUGACGCCGUGAACGGCUCAGCAGAGCCAGCCGGCCUGGUCAUUCGACGACCUCAGGACUACGUUAUGGCCGCCGUCCCAGAGGAAGUCGCUCACGACCCUGAUGUCGUUUCCAGCCAUGUUCCCGAUACGCUGAACAAGCUGAGCGUCACCAAUAUCCCUUCGUUCCUCACCGAGGACCAAGUUAUCGAGUUGCUCGCCGCCUUUGGUAAGCCGAAGGCAUUCGUCCUCGUCAAGGACCGAAAUACCCAAGAGUCCAGAGGAAUCGCGUUUGUCGAGUAUCUCGACCCAGCGACGGCAAACGAGCCAGCUCUCAACACUCUCAACGGCAUGGACGUGGGAGGCAAGAAGCUGAAGGUGAUGAAGGCUAGCUCUGGCUCCACCCAGGUAGCCAACUUCGAUGUUGGCAUCACCGCUAUCAGUGGCCUCGCGUCUCAGGCUGCACCCGAGGACAACAAGGGCCGCGUCGUCCAGAUGCUGAACAUGGUCACGCCGGACGAGCUUAUGGACGAUGAUGAAUACGAAGAAAUUUGCGACGACAUUCGCGAAGAAUGCGAGAAAUUUGGCAAGGUGCUGGAGCUCAAGGCGCCUCGACCUUCCGGUGGUAGCCGACAGUCUGCUGGUGUUGGCAAGAUUUAUGUCAAAUUCGAGACGGCAGAGUCGGCCAAUCAAGCGCUGAAUGCUUUAGCUGGACGAAAGUUUGCCGACAGAACCGUCGUCACUACUUAUUUCCCCGAGGAGAACUUUGACGUUGGUGCUUGGUAA